GGGUUUAUACAAUCAUUAUCAUUAGUUCACUAACAUUAGCUCACUAAACUAAGAAACUUAAAUAUAUGGUAAUGAAUGGGCGCGUUUAUACAGCAUUACUUCAUUAACUAACAUUAACAUUAUCACUAAGAAGAUGGUUAACUUUUAACUAAACUUGUUAAAUUCUUAGUGAAAGAGAACAGUGCGCAUGCGUAACUGUCAACACACAAUCAGCUGAUUGUUAUGACAAUUAUUUUAGUUCUGUAGUAGCACUCAGCUGUAUUUUAUUUCGAGUUGUUUUUAUUCAAUUAGUAUGAUUGACGAAGACGAUAUGAGAUUGAUUGAUGUGGUGCAACAAUUUCGUCAAAUUUAUGACAAAAGCAGCCCCAAUUUCAAAAACAAAAGGGCCAAACAAAAUGCUUGGACGACAGUGGCACAAAUGCUCGAACGAACCCCAGUAGAUUGCGAGUCUCGGUUUACGGUUCUCCGAAACCGAUUUGUUACAGAGAAACGUAAGCUGCAGGUUGCAACUGCAUCUGGAGCAGGAGGAGAUGUUGUGGAGCCAUCUCCUUUGUACAAAAAGCUUGAAUUUUUGCUACGUUUUAUUAAAAGUAGACAAACUACCUCUAACGUGCAAAUGAAAAAUGCAGCAGGCCAAGAAAAACCUGGCCCUUCAUGCUCUGCAACCGGACAUAGAAAUGCCCAAGAGCAAACUAAAGCUGGCCCCUCAAAUCCGUGGGACACAAUUAACACAAUUUUGGAAGGGUCUGAAGUGGAGGUAGAGGAGUUCUACACAGAGUCGAACAUUGACGACUCCCAAGAGGAUCUUGAUGAAGAAACACAUCAUGAUAUCCAACAAUCGGAAGACAAAGAAAACCAAGAACCUGUUGCACGAAAAAAAAGAAAAUUAGACACAUCCGGCAACAAAACAUCAAAAAAAAAAAGUCCCAUUAGGGGUGCCCUAGAAGCAUCCUUAAAUAAAUUUAAUACAUAUUUAGCGGCCAAACAAGAAAAGGCCGACGAAAUGAUUGAUAAAGAGUUGUCCUUUGGCCGAACUGUCGGUCUUUAUCUAAAAGAACUUGAUGCAGAAACGCGACAAGCUAAACAGCUUGAAAUCAUGAAUAUAUUAUUUUCAAAAUGAAACAAAAUGUAAAUAUCGAUGUAUAUAUAAGU
Messenger RNA from Photinus pyralis (common eastern firefly), 1152 nucleotides. RefSeq lists its product as uncharacterized. Gene Ontology annotation, biological process: regulation of transcription by RNA polymerase II. The transcript is spliced from 5 exons. NCBI's taxonomy places the organism in Eukaryota, Metazoa, Arthropoda, Insecta, Coleoptera, Lampyridae. Gene Ontology annotation, cellular component: transcription regulator complex; nucleus. The record is from RefSeq and is a predicted model, not a curated record. The coding region runs from base 293 to 1120 and encodes 275 amino acids.